Messenger RNA from Yarrowia lipolytica CLIB122, 1683 nucleotides. RefSeq lists its product as uncharacterized. The record is from RefSeq and is a predicted model, not a curated record. Gene Ontology annotation, biological process: regulation of DNA-templated transcription. Gene Ontology annotation, cellular component: nucleus. Gene Ontology annotation, molecular function: zinc ion binding; DNA-binding transcription factor activity, RNA polymerase II-specific. Lineage: Eukaryota; Fungi; Ascomycota; Dipodascomycetes; Dipodascales.
AUGUCGGACUUCAAAAGUGACCUGAAACGAGGACAGAGCCGCAAAAAGCGAGAGACCCUGUCGUGCAACCCCUGCCGCAAGCGGAAACGAAAGUGCGACCAUGGAACCCCCUGCUCCAACUGCGUCAAGCUCAACAUUGAAGCCACCUGCGAAUACGGCAGUAACUCUCGAUGGGAGGAGAGCAAGGAUAAGGAGGUCAAGUCGCCGGCCUUUAUCACCCAAACAAGCCUUGACUUUCUCUCAAAUGCCUCCUCUGUCUCGGAGAUCAUCCACCUGUUUGAAAAACACCUGCCGAUCCAAACAGCGCCAAACAACAAUCCCCUCAGCAUCUUUUCCUACAAAACAGAAGAGUACGAGAGCGCCAUUGCCAACGAGCCGCUCCCGAAGAACAUAAGCGACAUUCUGAUCGAGAACUAUAGGAAUUUGGUGGACCCCUUCUUCCCCAUUAUUGACUGGAAGGAGUUCGAAGAACAUUAUGAAAACCUAUACCCCGGGCAGGCUGGUCCUACACCGCCAUCACCGCCACAACCACCGUCCUUCCUGGCUCUGAUAUACACAGUCUACGCCCUGAGUUGCAAGUCCUGCGCUUUCGACUCGCUGCUACAUACCUUGCAUGCUUCAGCCGUCAUCCACUUUUCUGAUCGCGCCGAGCAAUACCUCAACAGAAUACCCUUGUUAGUGACCUCGUCGAUCGACGACUUCCGAGCAGCACUGCUCUACAUUUACAGUUCAUUCUCUGGCGACUGUCUUAUGGUGGGAUGGUCUCUGUGUGGUCUGUUGGUAACAAUGAGCCAACGGAUUCUGCCUCCCUUUACAGCCUCCAGCGACGUGAAGGAAGCUGCAAACCACCUCAUUUCGGUUUCUGGCACUUUUUUCGACGCCUGCCAAGCAUUUGUAGGCCACAAAUCUGGGUUAGAAUACCCCCAAUUGCCUUUCAGCUCAUACCCGUUUCUACACACUACCCAGAAGCUCUACAUGUUCACCCGUGGACUGCAGAACAGCCAUGAUUCUUCAGAUCCUGCUGAACUCCUGCGAAUCGACCAGAUAAUCAAUACUCUUCCCCAGGGAGAUCCUAUGGAGUUCAUGAAGAAACUGGCACUGACAACACAAUGGCACAAGGCCAAUCUUUUGCUUUUCCGAUGUGGCAAGAUCGACCGACUCUCUGGACUCAUGUCACUUCUGAAGCUACUGGAGAACCAAUUCUAUCUCUACUCUGCUCCUCCACAGAUCCAACAAUACAUUCUGUUUCACUGGAACAACAUUUACUACCAUGUGUUCACGGGAGUGAUUGUUUUGGCUCUAGAACUGGAGGCAACUGAUCCUCUGCCUCCGCUGGAUCCAUCUGUAUUCCCCAACCUCUCCAAGCUCAACCUGGAAGAGGACAAGAACUGGAAGUCCACUCUGUUGGCUGUCUUGCGUGAUCAGUACUUUGAUCUCAGAGUCAAUUCUGAGUGUGCUAGUGCACGUGCUCACAUGAUAACUUCGGCAUUUCUGGCCCAAGACACACAUAUGGAGUGUCCACGACCGUUUGGACCUUUCCAUAAGAUGCUGUGCCUGCCAUCAGGAUUUUACAUCUGUCGGUUUGACCGGUCGUACUUUCAGUGUGGCUACGGAAUGGAGCUGGACCGUCAGAUUGGUCGUGCGUUAUACGACUCCAAGGAGAGUUCCAAGGUGUUUCUAUAG